GUUUCGAGAUCAGUUGCCAGUGUGAAAUAAGAAUCGUCUGUAUACACACUCAGAUGCAUUAGCAAUCAAUUGUGUGCACCAGCUGCAGUGGAUGGAAAAAAGAACUUGGGGAAUUAAUCAUUGAUCUGUGUGCAGAGAAUGUCUUCCUCCAAUAUUCCUCCGCAUCUAAUGGCGGAUGAGGAAUGGGAAUCUUGCGUAAACAUUUUCUUUUGAUUCGAUGACGGCUUGACAGUGCUGUAGCAACCUCUCAGUCAGUGUUGAGGAGCAAACUGAGAUUUGGUCCUCCUUGAUUUUAAAAUCAAAGACGAAAAUUUUAUUUGUUUAAAAGUUGUUUCACUCUAAAUCUUGAAUGCUAUAAUCAUGUGUUUGGUGAAUGAACUUUUGACCUACAUGGAUGAAUGACUUGAUAACUGUGUUGCUAUGGUUACUGUUUUGUGUUUGGUAUUUUACGUUGUCGUUGGUUACGUGGUUGUUGACGUUUCCCCGCGUCCUGGAACCUCUGCUGCUGUAUAUCCUGUAUAGUUUUACCACACUAGAUAUGAAGGGUCUAAAUGGCAACCAACUGUAUCCAAAGGUGGACAAUAUGGAUCCAGUGAUUGGUCAUGAUUCCGACCAAUCAGAUAAAACCACAGUCAAGCAAUCAACACCGAAAAAUGAAGCCAAUUUCAAUAUUCACUGUGAGGAGCGGCCGAUUCUCAAUGGAGUUGUGAGCCAUUUAUCUCCGGAUGGAAAUAAAGAAAUGAGAAUUACGGAUGUGAAAUUAGAAACGCUCAAAAGUAAGACAACAUGGCAGGAGAUGUCGCCGAAGAGGGAGAGAAAAAUCACGCGGCAAAAUAGUUCUGGGAGUAUUAAAAGCAGCAGCAGUGGAAGCGCGAGCGGGACAUCGGGGAGCAGCGAUUAUUCUUCCUGCUCGCCACCAGGAAGUCCAACUAAGUCGUGGAAAUCGAUUCGCGAAAGCAAUAAAAAUAAUGCACUCUCCUGGAAAGACCUGUCAGGUACCAAGUGUGGGAAAAGUUCAGAGGAGCAUUUACCGUCGAAGGGAACCAGUGCAAAUGAGAACCAGUUCGGGAAGUGUGUGUGUAGUCCUGAGCAUGUGAGAAAUCAGACAACUUGUGAUACAGACAAUGCUUGUAUAACUACAACUGGGACUGACAUGACCGACAAUCGAAAGAUGGACACUGGUCACUUAACGUCGUGUGUGCAUACAACCGACAAUGGGCAAAACCUUGCCUGUAACUGCAAAACCAACGGAGGCAGUCGAACCGGUCAAACCGGGCGGACCGGUCAGAAUGUGAACAAUAGAAACCAGGGAAGUCCCGAACAUAGAGUCAGAAUGUCCACAAAGUCCAAGGACCCGUGUCGGCUGGAGAGUGCGACGUCAGAGGAACAGAAUAACGAGUAUUUCUACGAUGAGGACUUCACUGUACAGUUUGACACUAACUUGCGGGAGUCGUCCCCGGGACUUAAUUGUACGUGCAUUGAUCCUACGAUAGUCAGUGAUUUUCCGAACAUUGUGACAGGGAGUUACCUGUCGUUUAACAAUAUGAAGGGGUCCGGGCUUCUCGACCCGCACGCUAAUCCGGAACUCUUUUGUCCAGAUGAGUCGGAGCUCUCGUCAUGUAGAAACUCGGCCAUGGACCUGUCGUCCAGCGAACGCGAGAUGAUGUGCUCUAGUGAUAUGUUAGAAUUUAGCGACAACCCACUUUUUACACCUUCGCCCACUAAAGAGCUGGAAAAGCAGAAUGUUUCAACGGAUAGCUUGGACAGGAAUUACAGACCAAUUGAACACUGUUGUCAGGAUGGGAGCCUAGAGUCCAGCGAUGGAAACCUCUGCGUGAACUGCUGUCCCAAAAAAGAGGACUACUUCCUCUCCUUCGACGGUUCACAGGGGCGGUCCCAGAACUCAGAGAACGACAACUCCUUGAUCUCCAUUGGGUCGGGUCAUGGACACUGGGGUCAGAGUUCAUCUGGAGAGGAAAUGGUGUCCGAGGAAUGUACCGACAGCUUCCACUUCUGUUACAUGAAUGGAAAUGGAAGUCUUCAACACGGACACAGACGGAUUAAGUUCCAGGCGCUGAAGGCUGUCCACGAGGAUAACGAUGACGCAGACAUUGACGACAGUGAAGGGAAAUUAUCCCUGCCCAAAAUUACCAGGAGUCCUAUAUCCGAAUUCAACCAGAAGGUAAACGGUGGGUUAAAUGGAAAGAGAGGGUGCUGUCACGGGAAGAAGGCUCAAGUCAACAAAUUCAAUGGAUUGUCGCCUUCCAAGUCGGCGAUGAGACAUACGAUCCCGAACAGGAGGGUGACAUCCUGGAAGCAGGUGAAGUCGCUGAAGUCCCUGGGGAAGAUGGACAUGAUGUUGGAUGCCAAUCGCAGCAGCAGCAUGCCCGAAUUGUACGUGCAGACAUGGCAGUCUGUCACUUCCCAGGACUGCAUGGACAUCGCGAAAAUCGCUGAGAGCUUCCACGGAAAGAGACAUUCAGCUUAUCUGUUGGAUCUGUACCAGAGAGUCCGGAACCAGUCGAAUCCCGUCUCACCGGAAACCAUGGCCAAUAUCGAGCAGAUUCUUUUCCACCCCCUGAUCAGUCAGAAUCGUUGUCAUGGUGAAGCAAAUCUGAGUGCUCCGAUUGGUCCCUGUGGAGUUUGUGGGCGGGAAGGGUCACACAGCAGUCACACGCUCACAAACAGUAACAUCCAGCACCUGGUCAACACCAGCCGAUCGGGACAACAGCUGGACCAGUACACGAGGAAAAGAAUCAUCGAAUGGCUGGAGAGGGAUAGACUAGACGGACAGUGCAGAGCCAAGGGGUCCCAGACGGAGAGAGACGUGAGAACGGUGGAGACCAUCAUCUCUCCUACUACUGUCACACUGUGGUGUGGUACCAAGAACUUCGGUUCACAGUUCCCCCCUCACACGAGGGACUGUGGAAUUCAGACGUCUCACAAUGUCGGGAAGGAGGGGCGUGUUUUACACACGGAGCAACAGACAUCGCCGACAUUAGAGAGGGAGUACAGAAAGCUAUACACAGCGGAGGCCGCUCAACAGACUUCUCCAAACUCCGAGAAACACGACAUUCUGUCCAUGCUCCCCGAGAACUUCACAGACCUGGAGGACAUUAUACCCAGGAGGGACGAGAGGAGUCCAACCCGUGUGCCAAGGUCAAAGAGUGCAGACACCAACGCUCACAGAGACACAGUGGACGUAGCCCACAGGGGCUGCCUCUCCUAUUAUACUUAUAAAUCUCUGCCAGAACUGAACUUCAUAGUCUCACCAGAAGAUCACCGCGUGGAGGAAGAAAUCUCACUUUUUGACCCCAUGCCUGUAUCCAUCCCCAUCCCCAUCCUCACUCCAACGUUUGCCAAAUCUUUCUCUGGGGCCCUUUCCAAGAAGGAGAGACAGUCAGCUGGAACAGCCAACAAACGGUCCAUGUCCGUGCCGGCAAAGCUAGUGACUCAGCCUCAGCACAAGAGUGCUGGGGAGACUGGAUCCAGUGCUAGUGGAGUAAGCAACAGUUCGACAUCAUCCGGAAUAGAUCCGGGCUACAGUACGGAGGAUAGACCAUUCAGCGUAGGCAGUCCGUCUAAUGAUAUCGAACGGCUUCUGUUCUACCCUCCUCAUGUGGAAAACAGUGCUAAAAAAGAGAAAGGUCAGGGACAGAUAGAAGGUCAAGGUCAACAUAGAUCCAGUAGUCAGCCGAAUCUGAGGAGAGUCUCUGAAAAUCUGGUCAACAGAUAUGCAAAUGAGGCGCAUCCCAUUUCCCUGGAAGCAGUGCAUAAACCAAGAGUGACAGAGCCGGAAACUGAAAGUAAAGGUGAUGGGAAGGUUUUAGUGAACCCCGCCGUGGAACAACUUUACUCGUUACAGGAGGAGAACACUCCUCUAUCUUCUCCCGACGUCAGUAGGUGUCACCACAACUGUUGUCAUGGUGAGGACUGCUUCUUCGUCAACCACCCAAACCAGUUCUCGAGCGAAUCCAACUCCUCCAAGGAAAGUGGGCCCACAAAAUCUAACCGCAAGCCCCUGAAGUCGUGCCUCCGAAAACAGCACUUCCUGCGGUCAAGGUCGUUGUCCGAUCCGCACAAUUUAGCACAAAACUCGGACAGUCAGAAGCAGAAGAAAAAGUUGAACCGCCAUUCCUAUGCGUGCGAGGAAGUGUAUCUGUUAACGGACGACGCGGGGCAGUACUACCUGUGUCAGAGCGACAACUCCUUGCAGUCCAGUGAAAGCUCGGGGCCUGUGCUGUUCUAUCUGGAUAACAUGGUACCGACCGAUGGCACACAGACGGUGAAACUACGCCGCAAAAAUCCGACGGAAACGGGGACCAGACCGGUUACGGAAACGGCCGAUACGCUGAGCGGGAAAAGAAAGAGUGUCAGUUUCGCCUCAGAGGUUUCGUUCCAUGAUAUUAGUCCUCACGCCUCACCCAAACACAGAGUGGAGGAGACUGGCACAGAGAUAACGAAAGCAACAGGUAAUACAACCAUGUACACGAACUCGCCUGAGAGCUACGAGUCCUCCGACUCGGACGUUCCCCCGGAUAGCUUCAAGCUGUCUCCCUCCACAGAACAGAACAUAUAUGCCCACAGGUUUGACGAGCUGGAGAGGAAGAGAGGAAUGCUUAUGGAAGUCUGUCAGGUUGCGGAGAUUAUUCUUCAUCACUUCAGCAAGGCCAAGAACCCGUUUGACAAGCUGCGAUUGGGUAGUUCUGCUGAUACAUCAGAAAUAGGUGACCUAGUUUUGAACCGUUUGUGCCCAGUGUUAAACCGAGUGGUGGGAGAUGGUCUCAAACCCUUCCUGAAUGGAUUUCAGAUGUUUGGUCGCGUGAACGUCACCGUGUGGAAAGUGGCGGAAAUUUCCGCAGAGCAAGGACCCUACACCCGAGCUAUCCAUGACCUUGUACAGCAGCUGAAGAGUAACCCUGGGCUCACCAGCUGUUCUGCCAAGUUUGAAGCAUUUCUGUUUGGACUUCUGAAUCUGCGGUUGUUAGACUACUGGAUGGGGUACCUACGUUACAGUGACAACCUGACUGACAAGUUCUACAACUCGGAUGGAGUGAUCAUUCUGAGUCGGACCUGCCACGAGCGAGCUUAUGACGAGAUGCUCAUCUCACUACAGCCUCUAUCUGUUCUUCCAUUUCAACUCGGACUCGAGUAUGUGCUGGAGAAUUCUAAAUAUCUCUCUCAUUCACCGACCUUGAGUCCAAACAGGAAUAGAUCUCCCUUGAUUAGUCCUUCCUUAGAGAGAAACAUAGUGGUUCCACCUCCCAAGCCAGCGAGAAGUCUAAACGGAACGGGACUGAUCUCCACUAAAGCUUGGGAGUGGAUCAAAGGGAGUGUGUGUGAUGAAGGGGCGGAGCAAAAAUCAACUGGGGCGGAGCAUUCUAAUGUGGUAGAAAAGAGAGAAGAAGUUUCUGCAAACAGAUCUGAUCGAUUUGGUGAGAAGCGUAGCAAAUCUUUAGAUGAUGUUCAGGAAGGUAGAGUUCAGAGGUCGCGUGAUAAGGAAGUUCAGAGACCAGUGUGUACUGACCUCCAGGUGAAGGUCGAUUUACAGGGAAUGACCGACUCUUUUUCUGGAAUUGCACAGAAAUUAUUAGGAAUGAAUACCUCUCGUGACAAAAGUCCGGAAGACAGCAUCACUAAAAAUCCAACUGGGUCCGGAUCGGAGAAGAAUUCGCUAAAAGAAAAAGUAACAGCUCCGGAGACUGUGGAGAGUGUGUCGUCGAAGGCCAAGUCAGGAAUUCUCAAAUUCUUUGACAAGCUGUUGCUCUCGAAGGACUCUGGAUCAGCUCCUAAAAGCCAGAUACCGAAACGGUACAGCUGGAAUGUUCCGAAUGAGGGUCAGAGGUCACCGGGAUCACCAGGAUGCAAGAGUCUAUCUCCGGUAUCCGGAAAUAAAGAGUUGAGGAAUAGCCUGGAAUACCAGAAGCAGAAGUUUGUUACUGCAAGGAAAACUCAAAAAUCCGAUAAUGUAGUCGCUCGAAGUAUUCAAAGUGAAGCUACGAAAGAUAUUGAAAGUGAGGCUACAAAAGCUAUUCCGAAAGAGGCCACCAAGGAUGACAGGAAGCCAGGGUUGGAGAAAUCGGGAGAAAAGUCCGGCGGGAGAAUUCGAAAAACUCCGGAGAAAAUUGAAUCAGUAACUGAGAAGCCAUUAUCUAGGCAAGCAAGAAAUCCUCCAUCAAACUUAAACUUGAAACUGAGAGAAGAGGCUCAAGACAAGAUGUCAGUCAAAGUGACUGCAUCGCCUUCAAAGAAAUUUGGGUCACCACAGAGAAAAGUAACAGAUAAAGUGAAAGUCAGUAAAAUUCCAACUCUACAGAAGAAAAUAGAGAGCAGACGGCCACAGAGAAACAGCCUCGUUUUGGACUCCUCGGGGUACAGCUCAUCGAGCAUGGUCAGCUCUCCAACUCGAGUCAAACACUCGUACUCGGCAGGACAGAUCCCCAUCCCUGUUCAAUCACCAAAGAAAAACAAAGUGCAGUGCUCGAAGAAUGCAGAAGUUUCUACCAUCAAAAAAGAGCCUGUCCGGACUGAAACCAAAGCACCAGAGGAAGCAGGCAUCACAUCCUCCACGGAAUUUCCAAUCAACGAUCCUACCGAGUCGGUGGAGUCGACUUCGUCCAGUGCGAGCGCGUCUCUGGAGAUCGGUCCAACACUAAUAGCUCCUGCCCAGAGAAAGGACACCACGUCUGCUAGUCAGAAACUUACUGCUGAGAAAAGCCAAAACAAAACCAAACCCCCAGUUUCUGGUGCCCUGAUGCAGGAUCUUGAUAUCAACUCCAACGCGCCUCUCCCUAUGUUAGAGGAUCAAGCUGUGGGGGCAGGUGGUCAGUGCACAGCGGGACAGACAACAAACCAUGGCAAGGACUUCAUGAAGCCUGACUUCAGGUGCAUCGAGACAGUGCUCGACUUCGAGUCUAAAGAGAUAUCUCAGCUCUCCUACAAGAAAGGGGAGCACUUUGAGGUGCUGGCUGAGAUCGACUCGAGCUGGUUUUACUGUGUGAACGGACCGCAGGAAGGACUGAUUCAUGUCAAUGCUGUCAAACCUCUAAGUGACAAAGACGAAUUUCAUUUGCUUCAUAACAACUUCUACUCAUAGUAAUCAUGGUCAUCAGUGUGUUUAUUAUUGUAUACAUUCAGCAUUGUUUUUGUUUUCUGAUGCUUCACCUAGAACCAGUGGAUUAAUUUAGAUAGAUAUGUAACAGCAUGUACCUACACAGAAGACAUUUUAAGACGACCACUGUCUUAUACGUGGGGCCGACUUUAUGUGAGUAUAUACGGUACUCAAUAUCCUUCCUCAUGGUGAAAUAUUUAAAAUCUAGUCUUUGAAAUUGACAAAGCAAAGACCAUUCUGUUGUCCUACAGCGAUUGAAAUAUAUUUAAUAGAAUUGUUUUCAACAUUAGAAGCUGGUACAUUGUAUAAAGAGGUUUCAUCACUGAACAUUGUCUAGUUAAUUAGGAUUACUUUCCUGCAUUCGUCCUUGUUAAAGAACAUCUGUACAGACAUUUUUGAAAUUACUUACUCGAAUUGCAUGAAACUUUGCAUGUACCUAUUUUAGGAAUCUCCGUGAGAACUGCAAUACACAUAACAGGAUAUCAGAUAAAAGAUAUGUGGAGAUUGUGUGUAGCCCUAUCAUAAAUUCAGAGAGGAGGGUAUUUGUUUUUAAAAUUAAAGAUACAUGUAUGAGGGAAUUAAGAAUUAUAGAUUGUUUGUGUUGGAUGUCGUAACUUGGGAUGUGUGUAUAUAGGUUCCAUCUUACAGGGGGAAUCUGAACAAAGUGCAAUAUAUAUAUGAUUUAUGAGAAAUGUAUUAUAUUUGAGACUAAUAUAACUAGAGAUCAUGUUGUGGACAUUAAUGUAUUGAAUUGUUUCUUCUUUUGUACUUGCUCUGUAAAUCUAGUCAAGUUGUCUCCUUGUUUUUGUUUUCUUUUGUUUAUGUUGCCAAGUGUUGUGAUAACGAUAUAGAUCAUGUGAUACACAUAAAUAUAGAUCAUGUGAUACACAUAAAUAUAGAUCAUGUGAUAACACAGAAAUAUAGAUCAUGUGAUACACAGAAAUUUUCUGGUUCUUUGUUUUAACUUCCGUAUUGAUUUAAAUAUUUACAACAGAUGAUGUAAAUUGAACAUUCUUGAUUCAUAUUGAUUUUAAUAUUUACAACAGAUGAUGUAAAUUAAACAUUCUUGAAUACACCUGUAAUGUUGCUGAAUUAUGUACAUUUUUCUUUGUUUUGUCAUAUUUUUUUUCUCAAUUCAGUGUCUAUCUGUUAAGAAAUGAUGUUUUACUAUACAAAGAUAUGUGUACAAAAGUUUUGGAAAAAGGGCAUUGUAUAAAACAGAUCUAUAACAUUAAAUUGUUACUAUAUUUAGAAGGCUCCACAGUGAGGCUGUGCAUACAUAUAUACAUGUACAAAAACCUCGGUAUAAAUUUUUCUUGUAGUUUCUCUGCUUUCAUUUUUGGCUGGUUGUGAGUAGUGUUGGGGUACUGUGAUUUUUCCAAAAAACACGUGGAAGAUAUUUUUCGAAUUUUUGUUAGUCCUCCAUGCAACUGCAUUAUGUAGUUUGACCUUGUCUGUAGUUUGACCUUGUCUGUAGUGUGACCUUGUUUCCACUCAAGCUAUCAAAACAUAUACUGCAGACGCAAGUGUACUGAAAGAAAUCAAAACUUAUGGCAUCGUUAGCCAUAAAAUUUAUUUGAUAUACUUAAAGAAAUAUAUUGUUUGGGUGUUGAAAUUUUAGAAAUAUAUCAUAAUAACCAUCCUAAACAUACUCACUGCUGUAAACAACAUUAUUGUAAACAACAACACUGUAAACAACAAUACUGUAAACAACAACACUGUAAACAACAACACUGUAAACAACAAUAUUAUAAACAACAACAUUAUAAACAACAACAUUGUGAACAACAAUAUUAUAAACAACAACACUGUAAACAACAUUAUAAACAACAACAUUAUAAACAACAACAUUGUAAACAACAACAUUAUAAACAACAACACUGUAAACAACAACAUUAUAAACAACAACAUUGUAAACAACAACACUGUAAACAACAACAUUAUAAACAACAACAUUAUAAACAACAACAUUGUAAACAACAACACUGUAAACAACAAUAUUGUAAACAACAACACUGCAAACAACAAUACUGUAAAACAACAACAUUGUAAACAACAACAUUGUAAACAGCAACAUUGUAAACAACAACACUGUAAAUAACAAUAUUAUAAACAACAACACUGUAAACAACAAUAUUAUAAACAACAACACUGUAAACAGCAACAUUGCAAACAACAACACUGUAAACAACAACAUUGUAAACAGCAACACUGUAAACAACAACAUUGUAAACAACAACACUGUAAACAACAACAUUAUAAACAACAACAUUAUAAACAACAACAUUGUAAACAACAACACUGUAAACAACAAUAUUGUAAACAACAACACUGCAAACAACAAUACUGUAAAACAACAUUGUAAAACAACAACAUUGUAAAAACAACAUUGUAAACAACAACACUGUAAACAACAACAUUGUAAACAACAACAUUGUAAACAGCAACAUUGUAAACAACAACACUGUAAAUAACAAUAUUAUAAACAACAACACUGUAAACAACAAUAUUAUAAACAACAACACUGUAAACAGCAACAUUGCAAACAACAACACUGUAAACAACAACAUUGUAAACAGCAACAUUGUAAACAACAACACUGUAAACAACAACAUUGUAAACAGUAACAUUGUAAACAACAACACUGUAAAAACAACAUUGUAAACAACAAUAUUGUAAACAACAACAUUGUUAACAACAACAUUGUAAACAGCAACAUUGUAAACAACAACACUGUAAAAACAACAUUGUAAAACAACAACAUUGUAAAAACAACAUUGUAAACAACAACACUGUAAACAACAACAUUGUAAACAACAACAUUGUAAACAGCAACAUUGUAAACAACAACACUGUAAAUAACAAUAUUAUAAACAACAACACUGUAAACAACAAUAUUAUAAACAACAACACUGUAAACAGCAACAUUGCAAACAACAACACUGUAAACAACAUUGUAAACAGCAACAUUGUAAACAACAACACUGUAAACAACAACAUUGUAAACAGUAACAUUGUAAACAACAACACUGUAAAAACAACAUUGUAAACAACAAUAUUGUAAACAACAUUGUUAACAACAACAUUGUAAACAGCAACAUUGUAAACAACAACACUGUAAAAACAACAUUGUAAACAACAAUAUUGUAAACAACAACAUUGUUAACAACAACAUUGUAAACAACAACAUUGUAAACAACAACAAUGUAAACAGCAACAUUGUAAACAACAACACUGUAAACAACAACAUUGUAAAUAGCAACAUUGUAAAUAACAACAUUGUAAAACAACAACAUUGUAAACAACAACAUUGUAAACAACAACACUGUAAAUAGCAACAUUGUAAACAACAACACUGUAAACAACAACACUGUAAACAACAACACUGUAAACAACAACAUUGUAAACAACAACAUUGUAAACAACAACAUUGUAAACAGCAACACUGUAAACAACAACACUGUAAACAACAACAUUGUAAACAACAACACUGUAAACAACAACAUUGUAAACAACAACACUGUAAAAACAACAUUGUAAACAACAACACUGUAAACAACAACAUUGUAAAUAGCAACAUUGUAAAUAACAACAUUGUAAAACAACAACAUUGUAAAACAACAACAUUGUAAACAACAACAUUAUAAACAACACCACUGUAAAAACAACAAAGUAAACAACAACAUUGUAAACAGGAGAAAUGGAGAAAUUUAGAUUUACUGAAUAUUCAUGACUACAAUGCAGCAGGAUAUGCCGUACAAAUUUAUUUUGAUGCAUCUGGGCAAAAUUAAGCCAAUGUGAUAAUUUUCUCUGUUUACUUGCUAUAUUCCCUGUGUGCAGUAUGUAUUUUGAACUUUUUUGAGAGAUACAUGGUGUAAACAACAACAAAGUAAACAACAACACUGUGGUGGUAUGGAGGAAGUUUUGUGAGCCGAUCUUCGAUAACAAUAGCGAUGUCGUAAAUUUACAAUUUUUAAAAAAAAAUUCACACACAAAAAAUAUAUAGAGAGAUUCAAAAUCUGUUUGAAUUUCUAAUGCCAAAAUAAAAGCAGGGUAUGAAUUAAAAAGUAAUUUUAUUAAGAUUUUUAAAGAAAAGAUAGAUCUUGCAUUUUCAAAGUCUUAUAAACUGCUUUUAAAUGAUUUCUGGAUGAAGGAAAAGUUAUUCCUAUUUUAGACAGUUAUACUAACUAUUCACAAUUGCGCUUCUAUUGUUGUUGGAGAGGCUUACAAGUAGGCUUGUGAAUUGAAAGAUCCCCCACCCCUUCCUCACAAUGGUUGUUUGGCCUUCAGUAUUGUUCUCUAGUCUCUCAGGAUUGUUUUUUCGGUUUAUGUAGUAAUCCUGGAAAGAGUAGAACUGAAUGUCAAAAAUAUACAGUAAAACACAGUUAUAGCAAAUCUCCAGGGCCAGCGAAAAACAGUUUGUUUUAACCAAACUUCAUUAUACAGUAAAACAUGGUUAUAUUGAACCUCCAGGGCCAGCGAAAAACAGUUCAUUAUAACCAAACUUCAUUAUACAGUGAAACACAGUUAUAGCAAACCUCCAGGACCAGCGAAAAACAGUUCAUUAUAACCGAACUUCAUUGUACAGUAAAACAUGGUUAUAGUGAAUCUCCAGGGCCAGCAAAAAACAGUUCAUAACAAACUUCAUUAUACAAUGAAACACAGUUAUAGCGAACCUCCUGGGCCAGCGAAAAACAGUUCAUUAUAACCAAACUUCAUUAUACAGUAAAACAUGGUUAUAGUGAAUCUCCACGGCCAGCAAAAAACAGUUCAUUAUAACCAAACGUCAUUAUACAGUAAAACAUGGUUAUAGCAAGCCUCCAGGGCCAGCAAAAAUAAAACAUUAUUGAAUAAAAAUUUGAUGUAAUACUCGUGUAAACACAAUUCUUUUCUGGGUCUGUUUGUCUGAAGAAAAUGGGCCCCGAGUACCAAGGAAUUAAUUUUAUGUGGCCUAACUGUGCCUAAAAAUGAAUUUCAUUGGGAGACAUUGAAGCAUCAUGAAGGGACACAGAAAACACCGAAUACUGAUCUGAUUGUCAUUACAAUCUCAAAAACUACAGGAUUGUAUUUCUAAUGAAGAAAACCGAUCUGUUUAACUUUAUGUAUGUACCAACAAUUUUACAUGUUGACUUUCAAAAAGAGGUGACUGUGCAAUAUCAUGAAAUAUUAAAUUGUGAGUAACUUACAUUUGUGUCUUGUGUGAUGUUUAGUAUAAGACACUGUUUUCAUAUAGAUUCUGGGUUUUUGUUAAAGAAUUAUGUUUUUGUGUACAUGAAAACAUGAUUAUAACAGCGUUAUUAAAUGUAUAGUUCAAGUCUUCAUAUAUUGAUAUUGACUUGACAAGGACGUAUGUGAUUUAUUCAGUGGUUAAUAUCAAAAUAUAUUUUGAAAUGUGCAAUAUGUAAGCUUAAACUUGAUGAUUUUUCUCUGUGAUGUAGUUUCGGUUGCAUUUAAGUGAAUUAUAUUUAUUAAGUGUUGUUGAUUAGCUCAUGGUACAGUAGAACACGGUUAUAGUGAAGUGCUGGGGAGACUAAGCAAUGAACAAGUUUCCAAUCAACACUUUUAUGUACAGUACGACAUGUUUAUAGUGAAGUGCUGGGGAGACUAAGCAAUGAACAAGUUUUCAAUCAACACUUUUAUGUACAGUACGACAUGUUUAUAGUGAAGUGUUGGGGACGAACAGUUUUGAUUCGUUAUAAAUGGAAUUUGUUGUAUCCAAUGAGUUCAUGCUAUGUUUGAAACCACAAUGAAUGAGAAACACAUCGCUGUAUGUGUAAAUUCAUUAUAAGAGUGUUCGCUAUAACUGAGUUUUACUGUAGCAAUGAAAUCUACGAAAACAUGUGAUUUACAAAAUUUGAUAUGGACACAAUGCUCUGGUUUUUUCCCAGUUUAAUGUUUUUACAGAAAAUAUAAAUUUCAGCUGUCUUUACAUUUUUUUCCCCAUUUCUUUGCUUCCCAUAUGUACUUUGUUUACCAAAUGUGAAUAUGAACUCAAAAUUAACAAUAUGCAAAGGAAUUUAUAAAAUCAGUGUGCAAAAGUAUUAAAGAUAGUUUACUAGUGGUAAA
Messenger RNA from Ostrea edulis (European flat oyster), 13177 nucleotides. RefSeq lists its product as uncharacterized. The record is from RefSeq and is a predicted model, not a curated record. Lineage: Eukaryota; Metazoa; Mollusca; Bivalvia; Ostreida; Ostreidae. The coding region runs from base 395 to 7096 and encodes 2233 amino acids. Gene Ontology annotation, molecular function: protein binding. The transcript has 8 exons.